AUGAGUUUCCAUACCUGGAUCACCGGAAAUGGUGGCCGGAUGACGAAGAACGAGCCGGUGAAAGUUUACGAAAAAUUGUCCAACAACGCCUGUUUAUUGGCUGUUUCCGACGACUAUGGUGGUGGAUCGGGGCUACAAAGAGCUGGGGCUGGAAGAGGGAAGUCAGGUGGUUCAUUUAGGACCGGUUUUGCUUGA
Prunus armeniaca (apricot) is the source of this 195-nucleotide messenger RNA. The record is from the annotation of a GenBank genome assembly. NCBI's taxonomy places the organism in Eukaryota, Viridiplantae, Streptophyta, Magnoliopsida, Rosales, Rosaceae.